Zingiber officinale is the source of this 584-nucleotide messenger RNA. Its product is annotated as photosystem II reaction center W protein, chloroplastic-like. Bases 93 to 470 code for a protein of 125 amino acids. Gene Ontology annotation, cellular component: photosystem II; chloroplast. The transcript is spliced from 2 exons. Gene Ontology annotation, biological process: photosynthesis. Lineage: Eukaryota; Viridiplantae; Streptophyta; Magnoliopsida; Zingiberales; Zingiberaceae. The record is from RefSeq and is a predicted model, not a curated record.
CAAUUCCAUUAAAUCCUACAAACUCACCACACACCUCCCUUCCACAUUGCCGCGACCACAAGCUCGAAGAAGCUCACCUUGCUCCUCCACUCAUGGCCACUGUCGUCAAUUCUGCCGUGCCAGCCUCGACCUUCGCCCAUCGCGCUGUCCUCCCGAGGCAGUCAGCCACUGGCUUGCCUCAGCUGGCUUGCAAGGGUGGGAGAAGCGUGCGGUGCUCGAUGGAGGCGAAGUGGAGGACCGUGGCCACGACCAGUACUGGGGCGGCGGUGCUGGCGAUGGCAGCGUCGGCGAGUCCUGUGCUAGCGUUGGUGGACGAGAGGCUGAGCACUGAGGGGACGGGAUUGAGCUUGGGGAUAAGCAACAACUUGUUGGGAUGGAUACUGUUUGGAGUGUUUGGACUGAUUUGGGCUCUGUAUUUUCUGUACACCUCCACGCUCGAGGAGGACGAAGACUCUGCUCUCUCACUCUAAUUUUCUAAAUCUCUCGUGUUAAUUAAUCGAACGUGUUUAAGGGAUAAUGACCUGAGUUCACUGUAAUCAUCGUGUAAAAUUAGUCAAUUAAUUAAGCUCUUGAUCGUGUGCUUA